Ostrinia furnacalis (Asian corn borer) is the source of this 2521-nucleotide messenger RNA. Its product is annotated as zinc finger protein 62 homolog. The transcript is spliced from 2 exons. Lineage: Eukaryota; Metazoa; Arthropoda; Insecta; Lepidoptera; Crambidae. The coding region runs from base 49 to 1203 and encodes 384 amino acids. Gene Ontology annotation, cellular component: nucleus. Gene Ontology annotation, biological process: regulation of transcription by RNA polymerase II. The record is from RefSeq and is a predicted model, not a curated record. Gene Ontology annotation, molecular function: RNA polymerase II transcription regulatory region sequence-specific DNA binding; DNA-binding transcription factor activity, RNA polymerase II-specific.
UGCUUGCAAACAUUGCUCUAAGGCCUUCGUUCAAAUGGCCAGUCUGAAAUGUCAUAUGCGGCUGCACCACGAAAACUCUUAGAAUUGACAGGAAGAAAAGGUGUUGUCAAGAAAAGGGAACGUAUUUGUAAAGAAGACUAUGUUCCCACGAAAUCUAGAGCCACUAUCAAAGAGGAAGGCCCCGGCGAUCCGGACGACCGGACCAAAAUAAUGAGGCAAAACGUCAUUCAAGUACUGAAGAAUUCAACCGUGAUGCCGUUCAGAUGGCUUAAGAGUUCCUACCGCUGUUUCUACUGUUACGAGGUCUUCGAAGAGCCGAAAGACUUAAAAAAUCAUCAAGAAGUUCACGCUACCGACGACGACAAACUUAAAUGCAUGGAAAACUACUGGGAAACCACAGUUCACGUGGACGUCUCCAGUAUAUCCUGCAAACUGUGUCCAAAAACUAUGAGCGAUUUCUUCGAAUUGAUCGACCAUUUGAUAACAGUCCACGAAAUAUCUUUCAAUAAGGAUAUUGGGAGUUGCAUGAGUCCGUACAAACUGAAUAACAUUUCAGUGCAAUGCGCGUUUUGUAGUCAGGAUUACCGGACCUUUGGCCAUUUGUUGCUGCACAUGAAUAAUGAGCAUAAAGGCUUCUCCCAGCUACUAUGCGACGUGUGCGGUCGGCAUUGUAGAAACAAAAAUCACUUGAGAGAGCAUAAGAAAGAGCACAUCAACAGAUCCGUCACAUGUUCUAUUUGUGGAGAGACGUUGAGCAGCUACCACAAACUCAGACCCCAUAUGCAGAACGUCCAUGAUAAGAAAUACAAGUGCGCAGCAUGUCCUGAGCUAUUUGAGACACAUUAUAAAAGAUCCUUACACAUGAUGACGGUUCACAAGAGUCGGGAAGAGAUCAAGUGCCAGUUCUGUCCGAAAACAUUCGUUUUUAGGAGCACGAUGAUGACGCAUCUGAGGAUAACGCAUUUGCAAGAAAAGAAUACGAUUUGCGGAGUGUGUGGAUGGAGGACUGUAGGAAAAAGUAAAUUAAAGAGACACAUGUCGAAGCAUAGCAACGAGAAGAAUUUCAAGUGUGCGGUUUGCGAAAAAGCGUUCAAAACAAAGAAGAAUAUGGUGCUCCACCACAGAAAUGUUCAUGAGAAGGAGAUGCAAAUGCCUCACGGAUUUGGCAGUCUUCCGCCAGAGAUUCGGCCGCCAAUUGUCUAAGAAGCGCUUGUGUAAUAAGCAAUGAAUUUCAUCAAUCUAAUGAAGCUAAUUACUUGUUACUACCAUGACGAGAACCCAACGGUGAAGGUGUCAGACUGGCCGACUCGAAAUCCGAGAAACGCGGAUUCGAUCCCCACCACUGCUGGACUAUAGUGGUGAUGUGGUGAACCCCCUCGUAACACAUACAUUAAGUACAUUAUUUCUGCAUCUCACUUAACACCAGGUGCGAUUGCUGUCAAAUACCUACCUUGUCUUGCAUAAAAAAAAGUACGUGGUGUUAUCGGGACUAUUAGUCAUUUGUGCAAUACAAAUUACUAAUAUUCUUUACGUGGCAGGCAACUUAGCAGAUAUUAAGCAAUACAUCUGAGCUUAGCAAUGUACCUAUAGUCCCUAAGAGCCAAAUCACACGAGACAGGCGUCGUCUUACAUAGAAAUAUCUGUAACGGGCACACUAGAGGUGAGAUAUGGCGAAAUCGUGUGCUUUGGCUCUAACCUAAUCAAACCCAUCUCAAGAUUUGCUAAAAAUGAUGUCUGAAGUUAAAUUAAUUAGCAAAAUACUCAUAAUAAUUAAAUGAUAGUGCAAAUUGUUGCCUCUCGUGAUGCCGUUAAGGUUCAACUGAGUUUCCGUCUAAAAAUAGGAUAAUAACCGAAAAGUAUUAAUUUUUGUAUGUUAGUAGAACAUAUUAUAAUUCAGCCUACAAAGCACAAAUUAUUAUAUUUUAGUGCUGAGAAUAAAUAAUAGUGUAGUACAUAAUGUAAGAAGUUAAUAUCUACAGUUAAAUUAAUAAAUGUAUGUCAAUCCACAGAUCGUUGUGAAAAUCCUUAGUGGUUGAAUCGCUACUGCUAUACCUACGUCAUUUGGUUGAAAUAGAACAGAAAAAGUCAUGCGAUUGGUGUAAAUAUUGUAAUAAUCAAUCGCAGGUUUCAAUCCAUUAAUUUAUUUAUCAAGUUUUAGGUUUUAUUUAUAUGAGGUCCGUAUUACAAUUUUAUCAACGCUAGAAACUCGAUUCAAUCUCACUCAUAUACCUACCUACUUAGAUUAUCGCCCGUAUUCACAAACAACGCUUGCUUAGUUGAAGCAGCAAAUCGAACGCACAGCGUUGAAUAGAGCUCUGUGAUUGGUUCUUGUGUCACCUUGUGCGUCCACGCGCACUGUGAGACCUCGGCGGCGGAGGCGUUAAUCCUGUGAUUAGUCUAAAUAUUAAAAUGUUAUAAAUAAGUUAAUAUUAGUAGGUACUAUCUCUUAGUUAUCUCCAAUACAAUUAAACUCUUAAUUAAAUAAGGCUAUUAAAAUAAUAAAAUUGUAAUUACAUAAAUA